AUGUGGGUGACAAAGGAACUAGUGGAGGAGAAGUUAGCAAUGUUCGACGUUGAGUCGAGAGUCGCGGAUGUUUUUCGCAAGAUCACGGUAAGUUAACGAUGAGAACUUGAUUGAUUUACAAAAUUUGAUUAAACACAUGUCUACAGUAGUAUACUAGGCGGGCCAAAAAAGUCUUGACAUGUAUUAUACAUUUUUUGCGGUAGACAAGUGUCUUUGCGCGACAAUAAGCACAGUGUGAAUGAAAAAUGCACCGUUCUUUGAUGACCCUUUUCAAAAUGAUUCCUUUUGCACUGUCCGUGAACUGUGAAUUUUAUUCGUCGCGGUGCGACAAGUUUUUCACACACGACAAUGCUCCGUGCUGCCAUAUCAACACUUUUUGACCCUCCUAGUGUUCUGUAGACAUGAGUUUUGCCUAAUUUUUGAAAACGCUGUGUACAACGGUGGUCCGGAAAAUACUCGUUAUUAAAGGGUUUUAUUGUAUGGAGGUUGAUUGAACUGACUUUUGAUACCAUUGAAAAAGAAUUUUUCGUUUUUUGGCUAAUUUGUUUCAGCCGUAAAACGACUUGUUUUUUGUAUAAAUCAGUCUGUCGGGAAAAUGGUGUGAAUUUUUCGUAAGAAAUGUCUUGCCUCAUCGCAGUUUCGUACCAAAUCUCCAGCCACGGUUAGGGACCAAUGAUGGACGAUUUCAAGGCGCGGCGAAUCCACGUUAUUUUCCCGACAGACCGAAACCUUCCACAGUAUACUUACAAAUAAAAGAGUAUACUGUAGUUAAAAGUCAUAUUAGAAUUUUUUUCACAGGCCUAUAUUGUCAAUUUCAGCGAACAAUGUCCGCCAUCCUAUUCCAAAAAUCAAUCUUCAAAAGGACCUUGGAGACCUCGCAGAUCUGCUUUUUCCUCUUCAUCUUCGGAUUCUUCACACUCGUUGUUCCAAUCACCUUGACCUAUCUCAUCCUCUACACUUCGUUCUGGUGGCUGGCCCUGCUCUACCUUGUCUGGGCGUUCGUUGGCGUCGAUUCUGAAGCUAGCAUGAAUCCACCAUGGGAAGCGAUGCGAAAUCAUCCGUUUUGGGACCACACUGCCGACUAUUUCCCGCUGAAGAUUGUGAAGACCGCCGAGUUGUCGCCGAAGAACAAUUAUUUGUUUGGGUAAGCGUGGGCGUCGCCCCUAAUUUCUCGAGCGCAAAAUUGUUUUUUGAUUCUCUUCUUAUCAGGGAAUUCACACAAUCUUCCGCUGUUCGGUUUCUAACCUCUAAACAACAUGUUUUUGCAAAGUUUUGGGGCCACUAGGAUCAUCUGAUGCGACAGAAAAUUACUCAAUGUGACGCGCUUCCUGACUAGUUCGGACGUUUAGUCCAGACACUGUCAAUUUACGAAGAGAUUUUACAGAUCAAUGUUUUCUGACAUUUUUGUUUAAGAUGGUCUCAAAAACUACCAAGAAUGUCUUGAAACAUUAGACUUUAAAACACGAUUUCUGAGUCACUGGAUCAGCCAUGGAAAUAUGUACAAUGUUAGUAAAAAACCAAUUUUGAGUUUUUAAUUUUAAGAUGACUAUAUAGGGUAAAAAUAAUGCUGAAAUAUUUUUGCCCAAUUCCUUUAUUAACCUUCUGUAAUUUGCAAUUCAAUGAUCUUACAGUAAUCGACAAUUUGUAUACAAAAACAGUCUCAAAUAUUUCUCCAAAUGUUAUUUAUGACCAAACGUUACGUUGAUAUUGGUCAGAAAAUAAUCUCAGCUACACUAGAUUGACGUGCGCAAGAGCUGGCGAGAAUGUUAAAUAGUGUUUUCAUGUCGGGAAAGUGAAAAAAACGGGUUAUCUUCUUUUUUUUUGGUUUUGCACUGCAUCGAAAUAUCGAUAUACGUUAGCGACUAGCGUGGGAAAAAAGCUCACAAUUCACUGUGCAAAAGAAAAAUAAUUUCCAUGCACUUUAUGAAAAUACAUAUUAUCAGUCUGUCGGAAAAAUAAUGAACACUCAGUCGCAUGGAAAAUCGCAUCGCCGUUGAGAAAAUGAAUUCUGUCGCAGAUUUCUUUUAACUUCAGCGCGUCAUCGGCGCAGUAAAAUUUUGCUCAUUGUUUUCCCGACAGACGGUUCAUAAAAUUUCCUAACACAACAUCGAAAGCAACCCUACAACAACCAACUCAAUUAAAAUUCACUUUCAGCUGGCAUCCCCACGGAAUUGUCGGUGUCUCGGCUGUUGCUGUAAUGUGCACAGACGGUGCUGGGUUCCGUGACAAGUUCCCGGGGAUCACCCGCUACGUCACCACCCUCACCUGGCAUUUCAAAUUCCCCCUUCGACGGCAUAUCAUGAAUGCUUUCGGAGUGAUCCCGGUCUCUUUCAAACCCCUGACCAGAGUGCUUUCCCGACCCGGCGGAGGCAAUGGAGUGACGGUUAUUAUUGGCGGAGCCGACGAGGCCAUGGAAUGCCAUCCCAAGACCUACAAGUUGUGUAUCAAUCGGCGAAGAGGGUUCUGUCGGGCGGCCCUGGUGACGGGUGCGCAUUUGGUGCCCGUGUUUGCGUUCGGAGAGAACGACACAUACCGCCAGGUCCCCAAUCCCAAAGGCUCGUUAAUAAGAGCGAUCCAGACAAAGGUAAAAUACAUGACGGGAAUUAGUCCGGUCAUGGCGUACGGAACCAAUAUCAUCCCAUUUGUUCCCGGUGUAAUACCGCUGAGGACCGAGAUCAAUGUUGUCUGUAAGUUUGUAUUUUUUUCUCCUCUAUCAGGCUGUCGGGAAAACAAUGAGCACUCUGUCGCAUCGAAAAUCGAAUCGCCGUCAAGAAAAUGAAUCGUGCCGCGGUGAAACCAAUUUUUUUUACUUCAGCGAGAUUGCUCAUUAUUUUCCCGACAGACUAUUACACUACGUUCAGUAAGACCCUAAGGGGCGUCUUAUCGGUCUGUCGGGAAAAUAAUGUGGACUUUUCGCGAGAUAUUUCUUGCCUCGCCGCAUCAAAUUUCCAGACGAAGCUAAUCGUCAAAAAGCGAUCAUGGGCGAUUCCAAGGCGCGACGAAUCCGCAAUACUUUCCCGACAAACUGAUAUUAACCGUAAUCUGAAACCCCAAGCCCUCUAAAAGCCUUUGUUUUACAGUUGGAGAGCCCAUACCAGUCACAAAGACGAAGCAUCCCACAUGGGAGCAAAUUGAUGAACUCCACAAAACCUACAAACAGAAGCUUGAAGCGCUCUUUGAAGCGCAUAAGACCAAGUAUGGCGUGAGUCAGGAUACUCAUAUCGAGUUCUACUAG
Bursaphelenchus xylophilus (pine wood nematode) is the source of this 3235-nucleotide messenger RNA. The record is from the annotation of a GenBank genome assembly. NCBI's taxonomy places the organism in Eukaryota, Metazoa, Nematoda, Chromadorea, Rhabditida, Aphelenchoididae.